Pyrgilauda ruficollis (rufous-necked snowfinch) is the source of this 2501-nucleotide messenger RNA. RefSeq names its product galactose-3-O-sulfotransferase 1 (gene GAL3ST1). The record is from RefSeq and is a predicted model, not a curated record. NCBI's taxonomy places the organism in Eukaryota, Metazoa, Chordata, Aves, Passeriformes, Passeridae. Bases 190 to 1464 code for a protein of 424 amino acids. The transcript has 3 exons. Gene Ontology annotation, cellular component: membrane. Gene Ontology annotation, biological process: myelination; galactosylceramide biosynthetic process. Gene Ontology annotation, molecular function: galactosylceramide sulfotransferase activity.
CGCGGUACAGUGGGGAGGCUUUGGAAAAGCCGACAUUUGCGGGGAGCUGCCCGGGAAGAGCUUAUUCCAUGUCGGAGCAGCAUCGGCACCCCCGCCCCGUGCCGCCCGCUCCCCCGGCACCCCGGUCAGCACAGGAGAGCAGAGGCACGGCCCAGCGCCAGCGCUGCGGGAGAGGAAAAGGUGACCAGGAUGCUGUGGCAUGGGAAGCCCUGGAGGUCCAUGUGCAAGGGGCUGGUACUGGGGACCCUCCUGACCAGCUUCAUGUUGCUGCUCUACUCCUACGCCGUCCCUCCGCUGCAAGUCAGCGUCACUGAGAUCCCUGUCCCCUUCUCCUGCUCCUCCCACCUGUCCCCUGCCCAGGCUCCAUCCCCAUCCAACGGCACGGGCAGUGCCUCGGGGUGGAGCUGCCGACCCAAGCUCAAUGUCAUGUUCAUGAAGACCCACAAGACCGCCAGCAGCACCAUUCUCAACAUCCUCUUCCGCUUUGGGGAGAAGCAUCGCCUGAAAUUCGCCUUCCCCAAUGGCCGCAACGACUUCUACUACCCGUCCUUCUUCGAGCGCAGCCAGGUGCAGCACUACCGGCCCGGGGUGUGCUUCAACAUCAUCUGCAACCACAUGCGCUUCCACUACGAGGAGGUGCGCAAGCUCCUGCCGCCCGACACCACCUUCGUGACGGUGCUGCGGGACCCCGCAUACCUCUUCGAGUCCUCCUUCCACUACUUUGGGCCCGUCAUCCCCCUCACCUGGAAGAUCACGGGGGAGGAUAAGCUGGACGAGUUCCUCCGGGAUCCCCAGCACUACUAUGACCCCAAUGGGUUCAACGCUCACUACCUCCAAAACCUCCUGUUCUUCGACUUUGGCUACGACAGCAGCAUGGAUGCCAACAGCCCGCUGGUGGAGGAGCACAUCCAGGAGAUCGACCGCCGCUUCCACCUCGUCAUGUUGCUCGAGUACUUUGAUGAGUCGCUGGUGCUGCUCAAGGACCUGCUGUGUUGGCAGCUGGAGGACGUCCUCUACUUCAAGCUCAACGCCCGCAAGGGCUCCACUGUGUCCCGGUUGACCCCUGAGCUGUACGAGCAGGCGACCGCCUGGAACCUCAUCGACGCCAAGCUCUACCGCUACUUCAAUGCCACCUUUUGGCGCAAGGUGGAGGCCUACGGGAGGGAGAGGAUGGCCAGGGAUGUGGCCGAGCUGCAGAGGGAGAACAAGAAGAUGACCAGCAUCUGCAUCGACGGGGGACAUGCUGUGGAUGCCAGCGCCAUCCAGGAGUCCUCCAUGCAGCCCUGGCAGCCCCUGGGGGAGAAGACCAUCCUGGGGUACAACUUGAAGAAGAAGAUCAGCAAGAAGCACCAGAAGCUGUGCCGCAAGAUGCUGACGCCCGAAAUCCAGUACCUGACUGACCUGGGGGCCAACCUCUGGAUCACCAAGCUAUGGAGCUACGUGCGGGACUUCCUCAAGUGGUAGGGGCUGGCAGGUGCCCCGCUUCCCUGGGGAAGAACCAGGUGCUUUCGUUUUUGUUACUCAUGGUUCUCUUGGUUUGGAACUGGCUGGAGGCUCUGGAGGCCAGGAACUUUUGGGGGGACCCUCCGUCACCUUCCUGCAGAACCCCAGCUUGGGCAGGAGAGCGGAGACUCUGUCUCUGUCAGCAGGGUCAAGGACUGGGGCUCCAGGGGUGGUGUUUUCCUGCAGGAUCCACUUCUUCCUUCCCCAAAAAGGAAAAGCUGGAGGAGGGAUUUAUGAAGGAUGUGGCCUCGUCACAGCAGGAGCAGGACAUCCAUCACCAGGUUGCUGGGUGCAGGCAGGGAUGUGUUGGGACAGCAGUGGUAGAGGGUCUCCCUUGCCCGGGGUGGGCAGAGAUGCCCACAGGGAGCCCAACCCUCCAGGAGCUCCUCAAAUCACCCCACCAAGCCCUGGUUUUGGAGUGUGGGACUGUCAGAACCUGCUGCACUGCCUCAGCCCUUGUUUGUGAUGAGUGCAGCAUGUUCUCAGCCCACCAUCAGCUAGGCUGUGACCUAGAGGCACCUGGAGCCAUUUGGAGAUUGGAAAACCCAUCCCAAAAGCCCCAGACUUUAUCAACAGGUCCUGUGGCAAAGGGCACACCCUCACUGCCCCCCAUCAUCCCAGUUAGAGGAGCCCGUGGCCCUGGUCCCCACAGGGGACAUCCCAAAAGGCCAACAGGGUCUGGUGACAGCUGGUGUGGGGAGGAGAUGGGAGCAGAUGCAGUGGGACUGUCCCCGUGAUGCCAUGCGGGGCACGGUGGGGAUGCUGAGGGCAGGGGCCGUCCCCAGUCCCCACCCUGCCUUGGGGACAAACCUCAUGCGUCCCAGCUGGGCUGGAUGACACCGGUGACGCCAUGUCCCACUGAGAGUAGCCCUGGCUGGGCACAGAGGUGGCACCUGUGGCUGAGCCACCCCCCCCAGCAAAGGGACCCCCUUGUCCUCCCACCUGUGUUGAGCUCCUUCUGUAAAGACCAGAAAUAAAAGAACAAUUUACUUUUGUAA